This is a messenger RNA of Zymoseptoria tritici IPO323, 1969 nucleotides long. RefSeq lists its product as uncharacterized. Gene Ontology annotation, cellular component: peroxisomal membrane. NCBI's taxonomy places the organism in Eukaryota, Fungi, Ascomycota, Dothideomycetes, Mycosphaerellales, Mycosphaerellaceae. Gene Ontology annotation, biological process: peroxisome organization. The record is from RefSeq and is a predicted model, not a curated record. The transcript has 5 exons. The coding region runs from base 7 to 1662 and encodes 551 amino acids.
ACCGCCAUGGAGAAAAUACGGCAGGCGGCGGCCCACACGAAAGUGGUCGUCAAGAUGCCCACGAAGUGGAUAGGCAUGUACAGCGACUUCAUCACCAAGAACGCCGGCGCGGUCGGCCAGGUCGAGGGCGCGUUGCGAUCAAUCACAUAUCUAGUCCCAGGAGGACUCAAGAUGUCCGACAUAUCAACAGAAGGCCUGAACUCCGGCGUUCAACUACUCUCUCUAUACCACGAUAAUCUCCUCUCAAAAGCACUGGCGCACUCCCUCCGCUCCACACCACGACACCAAAGCCCGCACAACCGAUAUACCCGCUUCUACUGUCAAAAGAGCUCUACGUACAGACGGACAGCGACGACUCUACAAGUCAUUCAGUACACCGAGCUACUGCUGGAGAUGAUGUCAAAGAAGGAUGGAGAGAAAUCGCGAUGGCGGGUGGUGGUUCUGUUGGAGGCUAUGAAGGCUGUGUGCCGGCUGAUACUCAUGCGACUUACAAAUUCGAGACCACUCCUCACUCCUCCACUCCCGGAGCGAGAAGUGGUCGUGGAAGAGAAGGAGACGCCAGAGGAGGAAUCGAUUGCAAGUCCGCCUUCGGAGAGAUCGGAUGGAAGUGAACAAUGGACCAUGCCACGGACAUCUUUAACGCUGCCACCCCUUCCAAACCCCGACGACAUCUCUUCAUAUCUGCUCUCGAAGGUCCUCACCGCCGAUGAUAUCAAGCCGCCGAAAGCCUUGGUCCACCAGACUGCAGGACUUGGAGAGCUCGCCGAGGUCAUGUUCAUUAUCCGACCCGUGAUUUACGCCGCAGCGAUGGCUUACUGGGCACAACGAAGCGACGGACGAGGCAAAGCCGACUGGAGACCUUGGCUUCUGGGUUUGAGCAUUGAGUAUGGUGCACGACAACUUGCGAAGAAGGACCUUGAGAACAGACGGCCUGGCGGUGCUCGCGGUCUCACACAGCUUGAACGAGAGGAGAUGAAGAAACGAGGCUGGUCACUCGCGUGGUGGGGUAUGCGCGGUGCUUUCUACGAGAACGUUACUCGUGGUAUGAUUCUUGGUUUUGCCGGCAAGCUGAAGAACAAGCCGCUGCUCGACAUGAUUGGCAACUUCGUGGAGGACUAUGAGUUCCUCUGGGAUCAGUACUACUUCCCGACGGCGACCUUCACAGCUGCCUUGACUGACUCCGACCUUCCACCUUCUCCCUUGCUACUACCACCAACCCACCAACCUACGACAUCGACCAACAUCACCUCUAUCAAGCGAGGAAGCCAGCCACACAUCACCUCCACAACACACAUCGCCAACAUGCGCUCCAAGUUCAAGGACGAGCACCCAUUCGAGAAGCGCAAGGCCGAAGCUGAGCGCAUCCGUCAGAAGUACGCCGACCGGAUUCCCGUCAUUUGCGAGAAGGUGGAAAAGUCCGACAUUGCGACGAUCGACAAGAAGAAGUACCUCGUUCCAGCCGACCUCACAGUUGGCCAGUUCGUCUACGUGAUCCGCAAGCGCAUCAAGCUCAGCCCAGAGAAGGCGAUCUUCAUCUUCGUCGACGAGGUCCUCCCACCAACUGCCGCUCUCAUGAGCUCCAUCUACGAGGAGCACAAGGAUGAGGAUGGGUUCCUGUACAUCACGUACUCCGGCGAGAACACCUUCGGCGAGGCCGUAUAGACGCCACCUAACAUCGACACCCCUAACAUUUCCACGAUGCAAAUCACGGCGUCUGGCCUGCGACCGAUGGCAUGGUCUCUUUGAGUUUAGGCGUUCAGGAAGGAUAUCCGCAGGCAAGGACAGACACGUGAAUAUGAUUAAGAAUGAAUAAGAGUGGUUGCUGAGGAGGCGUUACACGCUAUUGCGGUAUUGGACAAUAUCAGUGCGAGCCGUGAAGGCAUGAGCGCCAUGAAAGGUCCCGUAUCCCAGUAUCGCUCUGGCCGGGUCGCUGUCCAUAGCCAGCCGCAAGCAGACAUCCUCUGAGCCC